AUGUCGGAGGACGAUUCCACCUCCAACUACGCGCCAAGGUCGCCCGACCUUUCUUCUUUUUACUCGAGCGGCCCCGGCCCCACCCAGCCUGCCUCGCAACAUCCUCUCGGCCACGGCCAAGGUCCAGGUCAAUAUAAAGUGCAACCUCCCGCCUACACGUAUGGCUCAUCCUACACUCCACCCGUGCCACAAACCUCGACUUUUGUUCAGCAACAGCGCAUCAAGCCCGGAUUGUCAGCCUACUCUCCGCCCGUGCAGCAGCAGCAGUAUUCCCCCCCGGGCCAAUCCUCGAAUUACUUGGCACCGCGCCCUUUGCAACAGGACCCGUAUCGCGUACAGCAACCCGUCGUCCCGCAGCCAGGUCAGGUAUAUCCUGGACAUAGUAUUCACCACCAGCAGCAACAGCAGCAACAGCAGCAGCAGCCGCCUGAGCUCUGGCAUCAGCAAGAUUAUCCCCGGAAGUCGUCGCCAGCGUCGCCAGGCCCUUCUCGGCAGGCCAACUCAGAAAUGCCUCCGCGGAGAUCUGUCGCACAGCCGCCAGCCCCUGCCAUUGAGCCGUCACCGGUCAGGACCAAGUUCCCCACAGCAAGAAUCAAACGCAUCAUGCAGGCCGAUGAGGAAGUUGGCAAGGUUGCACAGCAGACUCCAAUUGCGGUGGGCAAGGCGCUAGAGCUGUUCAUGAUUCAAAUGGUCACCAAAAGCGCCGAGGUUGCCAAGGACAAGGGGUCCAAGAGAGUUACAGCGCCCAUGCUUAAGCAGGUUGUCGAAGCAGACGACCAAUGGGAUUUCCUGCGGGAAAUUGUCGCCCGUGUCGAAAAUGAGAAGGAGGGGAGCAAGUCCAAGGCUCAGGCUGAUAGCGACAGCGAGGAAGACUCUGAGCCGAAGAAGAAGGGGAGAGGGGCUGGCCGCAGGAAAAGGACGCAGUAG
Molecule: messenger RNA, 927 nt
Organism: Metarhizium album ARSEF 1941
Lineage: Eukaryota; Fungi; Ascomycota; Sordariomycetes; Hypocreales; Clavicipitaceae
Product: Histone-fold protein
Exons: 1
Coding region: 1-927 (308 amino acids)
Biological process (GO): negative regulation of transcription by RNA polymerase II; transcription by RNA polymerase II; positive regulation of transcription by RNA polymerase II
Cellular component (GO): negative cofactor 2 complex; nucleus
Molecular function (GO): RNA polymerase II general transcription initiation factor activity; transcription coactivator activity; transcription corepressor activity
Source: RefSeq, a predicted model, not a curated record